Messenger RNA from Dracunculus medinensis (Guinea worm), 2952 nucleotides. Lineage: Eukaryota; Metazoa; Nematoda; Chromadorea; Rhabditida; Dracunculidae. The record is from the annotation of a GenBank genome assembly.
AUGGAAUCGGAUGAGAGCGAAUCGGAAUCGUCAUCAAAUGAUGAGAAUUUCGAGGAUGCCGUCGAUAAUUUAGGAUCUUUACCGGAUAUUUUAUUAAACUCUUCCAAAGCUACUCUCUGUCAAGCGAAACGUCCGAUCGAUGCGAGCCAAGGCGAUUUCGAUACUGUGAGAUCCUUGCAACUAAAUACUCCACAUGUUAUAUAUGCGAAUUUACCAUCAUCUUUUUUAAAUACUCCGUCUGUUGCGAAAGAUAAUGCAACAUUGCGUCGUGGUCGUCUGAGUAUUCUUAGACAUCGAAUGAAAAACGAAUUUAGUGGAAUGAUUCCAAAUAUUUUCCCUUGUUCAGUGGAUGAUGAUGCUGCUUCAACAAGCGAUAAUACUUCGCUAGCAUCAUGGGGACGCAAUCUUCUAAUGGAUUGUUCUUCUGCAAACAUAGGACCAUUUUUUCCUGCUGAUUCUCUCAGUACAAAAGCUUUUUCGAUGCAAAAAUCACCAAAAAGGCAUGAAUCAAAUAAUUUCUAUAUUCAUAAAAUUCAAAAUCAUGAAAUAUCGGAACAAAUCGCAAGUGUAUCUCCGCCACCACCUUUUUAUCCUCCUCCGCCUCUUCCAACUUCUUUUCAUAGUGCUUUAUCAAAAAUUAACUUGCCUCCUCCUAACAGCAUUCCUCCACCCUUACCGCCAAGAAGACCAACAUCACUAUUGCCUGCUGUUUUACCUGUUUCUCAAGUUAUUUUACAGCAGAAAAAGAAUGAUUUUAAAAAGCCAGUAAUAUCUUGUGAUGCUUUCGCGCGUAUUCGUGGUCAUGUAAAGACAAAAUCGUUAGAUAGAGGUUUAAGUUUAGCAAAGAGUAUGAAGACGGGUCCUUUUCCUCCACCUUCAAACAAGAGUAAUUCAUUAAAACGAGAAUUCUCAACUGAUGCUUCUGAUCCGUCAAAAAUUUUGGCUCUUGAUGAUUGUGAAGAAGCUUUACGAAACAGCGAUGCUCAAGGAAUUAUCAGUCAAAUUACAUCCUCAAUAUUGACUGAAGAUCCAUUGAGGGAGGAAAAAGAUAACGGCCGUCUCUCUUCGGUCGGUGAAGAAACAAAUCUAUCCGCUUCAAUUUCUACAUCGCCAUCCUCUACGAAAGUUGAAAGAAAUAAUAUCGAUUCACCACUUCAAAAAAUUGAAAAUUCAGGAUUUCGUAUGUCGCAACAGAACACAGCUGCUGAAGUAUUUAGUCAUGUGAAACAUAGAAUCAAAUCGGAUUUACCUUUAGAAGAGUUUGAGUUGGUCCAACGAGAUGAACUAAAAAGUCUUGAUAAUGAUGAAUUUAUUGAUCCGAUAACAAGAGAUGUUGAACGGCGAAUGAGCAUGAAAGAAAAGAUAAACGAAGUUAAAGGAAACAUAGAAAGCGGUCAGACAUCUGGAACAUUUCAAGCAACUGGUAACUUACAGAAGGCUGCUUCAUUUGUAAAAGUUUACGGGACAUAUGCAACUGAGUUAUUUCGUGGUGCUUUUUGUAAGGCUAAAAGCAUUGUGUCAUCUAACUCAACUGUAACAAAAUUGACGAAAGAUGAUGAAGAUAGUUGCGGUGAUAAUGAAAAAGAUAAUAUAAGUGAAGGGACUCCAAUUGUACGAUCUAAAAAUACGAAAAAAGGACCAUUUGAUUUUGAUGGCACCCGAUUAGUUCAAGAAUUAAAUAACGAGCACACGGGUGCAGUCUGGUGUAUGAAAUUUUCUCUGUGUGGGCGACUUUUAGCAACAGCUGGUCAAGAUAAUAUUAUUCGUGUUUGGGUUCUUCGAAAUCAUUUAGCUUAUUUUAAUAAGAUGCGAGAUCGCUACAAUUCACAGUUAAAAAGUUCGAAUGUUUCAUUAAAUGAAACUUCACUACAAAAGGCUAUGCAAGAAAUCGAAAAAGAUUAUCAUUCAUCUUCGAAUACGUUGGGAAAUAGUGUUGAUUCUUCCGAUGAUGAUCCAAAUGCUGACUCAACUUUCUUUGUAAUGGCUCCUAAACCACUUUGCUCGUAUCGUGGUCAUACUGCGGACGUUUUGGAUAUAUCGUGGUCGAGGAAUUAUUUCAUUCUUUCUUCCGGGAUGGAUCGAACUGUUAAAUUAUGGCAUUUAUCACGGGCAGAAUGUCUUUGUUGUUUUCAGCAUAUUGAUUUUGUUACUUGUAUCGCUUUCAUGCCUAAAGAUGAUCGGUAUUUUUUAUCCGGCUCUUUGGAUGGAAAACUUCGAUUAUGGCACAUUCCUGACAAGAAAGUUGCGUUAUGGAAUGAGGUUGAACAGGUUAAAUUUAUCACUGCUAUCGCUUUCGUUAAAAAUGGUAAAUUUGCUGCUGUCGGUACUUACGAUGGACGUUGCUUUUUUUACACUACUGACCAGCUGAAAUAUCAUACAGUCAUAGAUGUGAGGUCAAGCCGUGGCAAAAAUUCCAGAGGUCAUAAGGUGACUGGUUUGGCUGUUUAUGGAGAUAAAUUAUUGGUGACAUCAAAUGAUUCUCGAAUAAGGAUGUAUGAUCUGAGGGAUAUGGCUCUAACUUGUAAAUUCAAAGGAGUGCAGAAUGAAAGAAGUCAGAUACGAGCAUCAUUUUCUCCAGAUGGCAAACAUAUUGUUUGUGGUAGUGAGGAUCAUUAUAUUUAUGUGUGGACGACAUCAGAUUUGCUUUCGCCUCUUACCGUUAGAAAAGACAGAAAUGAUUUUUGGCAGCGUAUUCAAUGUCAUUCUGCAGGCGUAACUGCAGCAAUUUUCGCACCUCGUCCACAAUUAUUUCUGUCACUGUUAGAAAAUCGACGUGCUGGUGAAAAUAAACGAUUUGAUACUUUACCACACAUUAAAGAAACUGAUUCGCGUCAGCUUUAUGGAGAUGUUAUUAUUUCUGCUGAUCUUACGGGUUCAAUUAAAAUUUUUGCUAAUCGUACGAGAAUUAGAGCUGGUGGCUCAAAUUUUUUUACAACUGAUGUCAUCACUUAA